UUGACGGUAGAGGUCGAGGUGGGGUGACGUCUGGUCCAGCUGGCUCCCUCCCAGCUGUGCCUCACUCAGCUGGCUAGGUGUGGUCUGCACACUCCAUGUAAACAAACAUUAUACAAGCCCCUCUAGGACGUGCAAGCCUUCCUUACUAGUUCAGAGACUAUCAGCUUAUAAAUCUCGAGUGGCUGACGAAGUAUAGGCAACUUAAAAGGUUCCGUCCUCUUCAGUGCCAGGCGUCGUCGGUGUCUGCCUGUUCCGUCUGAAUCACCUCCUCCUCCUCCUCCUGGUAUUGUACCUACAUACACAAUUACGGAUGUGACGCUAGGCGCACUAAUCUCUUCACUACUGGCACAGUUUUGCUUCCGCGAGCACACUUCACUUUCAUCAAGAGCUACAAUAAUGUGCACCAAUGGUUGAUGCUGGUUGUCUCGUACCUUGAGCUAGCUGUGUUUAUAUGCUGAUUUAUCCUCGGAAAGUGCGUUGCUUUUUGACAAAAUACUUUUGGUUUUGUUUACCAUAGAAGAGGCUUGCUACGCACUCUAAAUGCACCAAGAGACGGCAUUUGGGCAGACUACUGUAGCUGCUGGAGCCUCGACCCCAGACCUUGUGUUUACACAGGCUUGCCCCGUCUGAUCCUGGUUAUUAUGUGAAGGUUGACGCCACAUAUUUUUGGUUACUCUCCCAAGUCUCUGCACCCGAGCUGUGACCUCUUCUCGCCGUGUUUACGUCCCGUGCAGUAGACAAUCACCUCAUGGUCCUUGAACGUCGUCACUGAUGCGGCCCAUUAACCCAAUCUGCUGCAGUCUCCCCACCCCCACCAAUGGACCCUCCCAAACACUUCCCCCACCUUGCAAUAUGUCCGCUAUUGUGACCCCGGCGGCCCCUGUGGCGGCCCCUGUGGCGGCCCCUGUGGCGGCCCCUGUGGCGCCCCCUGUGGCGCCCCCUGUGGCGCCCCCUGUGACGGCCGCUCUGGCGCCCCUUGUGGCGGCCCCGGCGGCUGCUGUGACGGCCCCUGUGACGGCCCCUGUGACGCCCCCUGUGACUGCCCCGGCGGCCGCUGUGACGCCCCCUGCAUCAAUGACGGAAGUGAGGGAAGUGAUGCAAAGUUGCACCACCAGCGACCCCGUAGAUUGCGAGCCUUCAGAGUUUAGCAGCACCACCACCACCACCACCACCAGUAGUAGUGAUCCUGUAGAAUCUAUUAUAGGUGACGAUGCAGGUUUCAACACACACUCUAGUCAUGGGAUAGUUUUAUUACAGCCGGUGACAUCUCAGCUGGCCCCAAGUGCACCCAUAGCCGAGGAAGAGGACCUUGGUGGCACCACACCAGGAUCUCAAGGGUCACCCAUGAACUCUGCUGACCACAAUGACCCCCACAAUCUACCCAAGUCAGCUGUUGUUAGCAGUCCUCAAUUUGUAGAAGAACUGGUGCCAUCUGAAGCAGCAGUGGAUACCAUUGACGGCGCCAUCUACACCUAUGGUCCAAGUGCUCCUGACUUGCCCCCAUAUUCGGAAAAUUUCCUCUCGCCGUCGAGCCAAAGGAUGAAUGAGAACAGAGGCAUUCGUGCCCUGGUCCAGCCCAAGGUGCGGGAGGUCCGUGUGGGUGUGAAUUUGGUGCGUGCGGCCAGGAGGUUGUUGUCGUUCCUGGCUAGUGUGAAUAGUCAGCCAGCCCUCUACCGGGGUCCUCUUGUCACCCAAGCACUUCGCAGGUAUGAGGAGUGCUGGUUGCCGCUGGUUGGCCAUGGGGAGAGUAGUGGCAUUGCUCCCCCUGAGGACGUCCACUGGGUGUGGCUGGUACACAUGCUGGCCCCACAACACUACCACCAAGACUGUCUCAGUGUUACCGGCACCUGCGUCCCUCACAGACUCAUGACCCCCAAGGGCUUGGAGAGAGCCCGGGAGAGGGGGAAGAAAUUAUGGGAGGCCGCGUAUCCCAGUGAACCCUGGGAGGUAAUUCUGUUCGAGGAUGGGAGAACAAGCGUUACCACCGACCAGGAAGUCAAUUGUAAUGAUAGUACUGCCACGUCUCGGAUCUCGUAUGACCUACGUGCUGCUGUGGAGAGACAGGGAGCAUUUUUCUAUCAGGUGUGUCUUCCUCAUCACCGGUCGAAGGGCUUCCUGAGGUACAGUGAGCGACGCUACAGGCAGUUCCUGGCACUGAAGAAGGCCUGUCCGGACCAGUUCCUGGUCCCCUGUUACGACAUGGAUGUCAUGUGGCAUGCUCACCAGGUGCAUCCCGUCGUGUACAAGAACGACACGGAGGCCCUACUAGGCAAGAUCCUGCCCCACGAUGAUUCGGUCAACGACAGAUCCCCAGGCUCCAGGCUGGUCUCUUCAGAUGGUGAAACGCGCGCCUUGUGGAGCUCCGCGUACGGUACCACCUUCAGGAGGGAGGGCUCCAUGUACCGUAGUGACCCCCCGGCAUCGUACCUCUCGCCCGUACCCCGCAAGGUCACCCACGCCGCCCAUGCCUGCGUCUAUCACUGCCAGAUCACCAAGCUUGCGAUCAGUGGCAACGCACCUGACGGACCCAUCAAAAUAAAGAUCAAACACGAGGCGAAGAAGGUGGCGGAGUUGAGUCUGUUCCACGAGCAAGAGAAAGGUGUGUCUGAACAUAAUGUGUCAGACCUUGGCCUCUCCUUCUCCCUCCACGACCAUAUGGUCAGUGACUGGUUGGUGCUUAAAAUGUCUCCUAAGAGGAGAUUUAGCAAAUUGAUGAAAUAUUUUGGUCAUGGACAUUUUUGGUGCAUGGCCUAUCUUAACGAACUUCAUGACAUCAAAACAGAAGGGACGAUUGUCAAGGAAUUUGAAGAUGCAGGAGCUAUAGUUCAAGUAACCCUGCGGGUGGUACAAAGUACAAUCAAAGCUUUUGUGCCAUUAGGGAUCCUUACUGGUCCCUUUAUGCCUACUGUUCUGGAUCCUGAAGCCCUAACACACAUGCAAGGCAUUGUCACGAGUAAUAGUGAUUCGUCUAAUGAUAUCUUUCUGGCCGAGAUGGCUACUCAUCGUUUGAUCAACGAGACCAAAUAUCAAAAGCCACAAGUCUUGGAAGUAGAGGUGUACCAUUCUCGUAACCUGAUGAUGUCUGCCGUCCAUCUUUAUGCUGAAAGUGCCUCGGGGCGUAGCCUAGUGGCUCUUGCCCACACUCUUGAUGCAAACAGUUUGCCUUCCCCAGCGUCUCUCAAAUACAAAGCUUCAAAUAAUAUGGUAAAUGAAAUACCUGUGUGUGAUAUUAGUGGUGGAGAACGAGCGAUGAUAAUCAAGACGGCCAAUGGGGACUGGGCUCUAUUGGUGGCCUACUGGGCAGGUCUGAAGCGAGGUACACCAGGCUCAUUGUCAAGGCGUGGUGUCCCUGGGAGCCCAGGUCACCUAGUAGUUCGUGUGCAUUGUCCGCCCUCGGCACCAGCGAGCAUUAUUACCUUGCCAUAUGAGCAGCAACUGUACAGUUGUGACAUACAAGACCUCUACAUUGAUAUGCAUGAUGGAAUUUUUAAGGUAAGUGGAAACACAGAGGAGUGGGUGGAGAACAUAGCAUUGGGACUGAGUGUAACGGUACUACACAUUUUGUGCCAACCACGACACAUUCCAGAUGACGGCAUAGAUACAAUCGAUGGUCCAAGUGAUAAGCCCGUUGAUCUGCUAGCGUUGCCUCGGCGUAUACCAGUGGAGAACCUAAAGUUAAUAGGAGCCUUAGGGUUUUUCUGUGCUGCAGCACCCACCAAUGUCAUCCAUAGAAAUAGAGAUUCCAAUGGUACCUCUACUGCUUGUACAUUAGGGAUUAUAGCUGCAAAUGUUGGAGGAGGGUGUGGGUCUUGUGGCGGCUGUGGCGGUUGUGGGGGCGGCUAUUAUGCUACGUUUGGCGACCCAAGUGGCGGAGGGUGGGUUAGUGGUGGUGGUGGAGGAGUGGGAAGUGAUGCCUGUGUCGGUGAUGCUGGCGGUGAUGCAGGAAUGGAUGCAUUUGUUUGCAUGCUUGCAUCAAUGGCAAAUGAUGGUGGUGGUGAUGGAGGAGGUGAUGGGGGUGGUGAUGGAGGGGGUUGUGGUGGUUGUGGCGGUUGUGGAGGAUGUGGAGGGUAGUAUUGUAGGCUUGUCAUACAAAUGUGAUAAUUAUGGAGUGCCUUUUACACCACCCUUGCCUCCUAAAUGUCAUAAAAUCUGAUUGCUAUAUACAAGUAUAUUGUAUGUUGCAAAUGCCAGUGUAUGAAGAAUCUUAACUUGGUGCUGAUAAGAACUAUUAUGUGUGUAACCCAUUUUCUUGAACUUCUUACCGAAAGACAAAGGACCUUCCAACACAAGAAUGUGGGGAAACUGGGCAGUGAGCAUGAAUCAUGACAUUAGCCUCUAACCACUUGAACCUUAAGAAGACAUGCCAAGAAUACUGUCUUAUGAAACGCUAGAUGUAUUUCCUUGUUCUGCCUUCAUGCUGCCUAUUUGAAUUAUGAAUAUGUACACAUUCUUUUAUAUAAUUUGAAAUAUAUUUCAAGUUAUUUUUUUUAACGUGCGAAAGACAUUUAAUCUUGUGUAGAUUUGUAUGAUUGACUGUAUGAGUAUUAUUGGUUAUCGGCUAAUUGUACAUAGUAUUUUUAGAUUGUAAUUAAGCUAACAACGGUAUUUUUGUAGAUGGAAUGUUAAUACUUUGGUAUAAUUAAGCUGUAACUCUGUCUCACGUAGGCUGUAAAGCUUUAUAUAUGUUGUAAUAUAUUCUGUAAAGUAA
This is a messenger RNA of Procambarus clarkii (red swamp crayfish), 4708 nucleotides long. RefSeq lists its product as uncharacterized. NCBI's taxonomy places the organism in Eukaryota, Metazoa, Arthropoda, Malacostraca, Decapoda, Cambaridae. The record is from RefSeq and is a predicted model, not a curated record.